Molecule: messenger RNA, 1791 nt
Organism: Paramecium pentaurelia
Lineage: Eukaryota; Ciliophora; Oligohymenophorea; Peniculida; Parameciidae
Source: the annotation of a GenBank genome assembly
GUAUGUAACUAACCCAAAAACCAAAUCCAUUUUUUUAGGUCCGUCAACAUAGUUAAAACCAUAAUACUAAUACCACUAACUGCUAAAAAAUGAGAAUGUAUUUAAACUAUUUUUCUUUAGGAGCAUAAUUGAUUAAAUCUCACCAAUCAAAGGUUAAUAAUAAAAAAACACUCAAAGAGAUUCAUUUUAUUAAGUUAAAGGCUAAUCUGGAUCUACAGUCUGUCUUCUCUCUAAUAAAACAUUCCCAAGUAGAUUUUUAGAUAGUUUAUAUACAUCCUUAAAUUAUACUUAAGAAAGUAAUGUUGAAAAAAAGAAUGCUACUUUGCCUAAAGGGUUAAAGAAUAAUAUUGAAACACUCAAAGAUCAUUUCAAAUUUGUUAAUGAUUAUUUAGAUGAUUUUAAAUAACAAUUUGAUAAAGUGAUACAAGCUUAAAUUGAUUAAGUUAUUUAAGUUUUGAAAUCUGCUUCAUAGUUAUCAAAUGUUUUAGUAGAAGAAAAUACUUAAAUUAAAAAUCAAUUAAGUAAUGUAGAUAUAGAUAAACUAUAAUCACAUUUAGAAUAAUAAGAAUAGAAGAUUUCUCAAAUUAACAGUGAAAAUCAACAAUUAAAAUGUUUAAUAAAUAAAUUAUAAGAGGAAAAUAAAAAAUUGAAAGAUGGAGUAUUUAAUUAGGAUAAAAUGUAAUAAGAUCCAAUCAUAAAAAAUGAGAAAGAGAAUCUAAUUUCGAAUAAUAAUAAAAAUAAAUAUACUUAAAGAGAAUUAAGUUAUAAAUUUGAAUAAGCAGAAAUUAAAUUAUUAACACUUUAAAUAAGCAAUGAUUAAUUAAGAUAAUAAUUAUAACAUUAUUAAUUAGAUUAAUAAACUAUUUCAUAAAUGAAAGAAACAAUAACAACUUUAGAACUUAAAUCUUAAAGUUUAUUAAAUCAGAAAGAUGCAUUACAAUAAGAAAAUGAUCUUUUAAAUUAAAAAAUAGAAAAUUUAGAAAAAUAAUAUAAAGAUAAAUAAAAAACAUAAGAAUAUUUGAUAUAUCAAAAUUAGUUAGAAAAUGAAUUAAUAAAAUUUAAAUAAGAAUAAGCUCAAAGUCAUUAGACUAUAAUUUCUUUAAAUAAUACUAUUUAAUAGUUAAAGGAAUAAAUGAAUAUAUUAAGAACUUAAAAAGAAUAAGUUGAAGUAAUAUUAUAUAAUAUUUUAGAAUUCAUAUAAAUAAGAGUUAUUAUAAAAAUAAAAUGAAUUAUAAUAAGCAAGUGCUAGAUAUUAAGUAAUAUGGCAAGAAAUAUCUGAAAUGAAAGAUAGAUUAGAAUAAAGGAAAAUUGAAGAAGAUAGCCAUUAUAUGUUAUCUAAUGCAGAAAAAGUAUUAUUUGAAACUUAAAUUUAAAAUUUAAAUGACAAAAUUAAGGAAUAUGAAUAAAUCUUACUACAUAAUGAUUAAAAAAUAAAGUUUAAACAUUUAAUAAUUCAUUUUUAGGUAAUUAGAAUUAUAACUAAAUUAAAUUUAAUAAGAGAAGGAGAAUUAUAGAUAAUAAUUAGAAAAGAAUGGAUGUUAAAGUAGUAAAACAUUAGAUUUAUAAGAAUUAUAGUGGAAGAUUAAUUAAUUAAGUAUUAUAAUAUAAUAGAUGAUAGAUUAAAUUAUUAAUAAAAAAGAUAAGGAAUUGUCAAAGAAAUCAGAGGAAUUAACUUAGAUUAAAUAAGGAUAUGAUACAUAAAUGAAGAAGAAUUAAAAUUUAGAAGGAAAGAUUCUUUAAUUAAUGGAAUAAGAGAUUAAGAUCAAUAAUAAUUAUAUUAUAAAAUAAUGA